AAAAAAAUCAUAUUCAUAGGUGGGAAAAAAAAGGGCAGAUUUUUCAGAUAGUAUGUGCAUGGAGACUACUAUUUCUAAUACGGUAAACAAGUCCGUUUUCUCAAAAUUAAAGAACAAAAUUUCAUCGAAAAAGCCACCGAUAGUAAUCGACGAUACUACUAUUAGUCGUAAUAAUACUCUUUCCAUGAGUAUAAUUACUACUGGUAGUAGUGAAAAUAGCGAGCGAUUGGAGAGGGUAUUUACGUACUUUGAUGAGGAUGGAGAUGGAAAAGUGUCGCCAGCGGAGCUACGGAAGUGCGUGAGGGCGGUAGGCGGUGAUCUGACGACGGAGGAGGCGGAGAUGGCGGUGAGGCUAUCGGAUUCGGACAGGGACGGAAUGUUAGGGUUAGAGGAUUUUAGUAAAUUAAUGGAAUUAGGAGAAAAGGAUGAUAAAGAGAGUGAGUUGAGAGGAGCAUUUGAGAUGUAUGAAAUGGAAGGAAGUGGCCAAAUUACCCCCAAGAGUUUGAAGAGGAUGUUGAGUAGACUUGGUGAGUCUAAAUCUAUUGAUAAUUGCAAAGCUAUGAUUCAAAGAUUUGAUCUUGAUGGUGAUGGAGUUCUUAGCUUUGAUGAGUUCAAAGUUAUGAUGAAUAGUUCUUAAAAUGGAGAAUUUUUUAAAUUUAGAAGAAAAUUAAGUACAUCAAGUGUGUGUAUAUAUAUAUAUGAUUCUUUGAUCUUUUCUUGGUUAAAGAGUUUCACGUCAGAUGAAGAAAGAAUGAGUUAAGUUAGGUCCAAAUUUUAUAACAUGAUAACAAAGCAAGAUGCGU
This is a messenger RNA of Solanum dulcamara, 803 nucleotides long. Its product is annotated as putative calcium-binding protein CML19. Gene Ontology annotation, molecular function: calcium ion binding; enzyme regulator activity. The transcript has a single exon. NCBI's taxonomy places the organism in Eukaryota, Viridiplantae, Streptophyta, Magnoliopsida, Solanales, Solanaceae. Bases 53 to 637 code for a protein of 194 amino acids. The record is from RefSeq and is a predicted model, not a curated record.